This is a messenger RNA of Ostrea edulis (European flat oyster), 2240 nucleotides long. RefSeq names its product lysosomal-associated transmembrane protein 4A-like. The transcript has 7 exons. The coding region runs from base 93 to 833 and encodes 246 amino acids. NCBI's taxonomy places the organism in Eukaryota, Metazoa, Mollusca, Bivalvia, Ostreida, Ostreidae. Gene Ontology annotation, cellular component: lysosomal membrane. The record is from RefSeq and is a predicted model, not a curated record.
GUAUUUAGGGCAACCUUUCCGGCGUAAACCGGAAGUUAAGAUACCAUUUUGGAAAAGAGGAAACUUGAAAACAAAAACAGAAAGAAAACAAAAUGAGAACCAAAGGACAGUCGGGGAUUCCCGACAUGUACAAGUGCUGCUUUUGUUGUCACGUCAAGACAGGGACGCUGUUCUAUGGAUUGUUUCAGCUGAUCUGUCAUUUAUUCCUGAUUGGAGUGCUGAUUUUUGCCUCCAUCCACCCUGAAAUCCUGCAGAAACAUGCCAAUCAAUGCACCGACAUUGAGAUCGACACAACAAUGAAAAAUAAUGACAUUGAGACACAGGAAGAAAUCUUCAUCCGUAGGAAAAUGAACAGAGAGGAUUUUGAUCUGGCCUUCAUCAUUUGUCUGUGUAUGCUGACUAUCGUACUGUUCCUCCUGUAUGGCGUGCUGAGGAACCGGCCAGGCUACAUCCUUCCUUUCUUUUGUUUACAAGUGUUUGAUUUCUGUCUGAGUUGUUUGACUGUCGUGGGGUACCUCAGCUACUCCCCCAACAUCAAAAUCUGGCUCCGAACACAAGGACUGUCAUGCGUGCCCGGUCUGAAACACCUGAUGGACAUGGACUCCCAAUGGCUGAUGCUUCUCUGUCUGUUGGGCUUCAUUCUCUUCCUGUCUGUGAAGGCUUAUUUAAUUGGAAUGGUAUGGAGCUGCUACAACUUCCUGAAAGCCAGAACUGUCAACGGUAACCAGAUCAGAGAGUACACUGUGGACCCAGACUCACAGGUUCUCCUGCCCCCCAAGUAUGAAGAGGCCAUGCGGCAGGGGGAGGGGAUGCCCCCUGCCUACACCGCCUAGAGUGCAGGAAGGUCAUUCAGAAGAUCAGUGUAGACUGUGUUAGAUUUAAAUUUCGUACACUACUGUAAGCUUUCGUUUACCUGAUGAUGUUUAUGAAAUCUUGAAUGUAACGUUAUUCUGAGAACUAAUUUCAAUAUUGAGAUAUGUAACUGUAUUGUCCUUCUCUGAUGAUUCCGAUAUCAUGGAAUGUGUGAACUGAUUCUAAUGUAGUCAUGGACUGUGUGAAAUGAUUCUUAUGUAUAUAGAUAAUACAUAUGGUUGAUGUAUUUCUUUUGAAUUGGGGAAACACGGGAAGGGAGAGGUUUUCGUUCUAUCCACUUUGUAAUAUUGCCAUUUUGGAUUUGUUAAUGUUGUCGUAGUCGGUCUUUGAUCUGCUGUAUGUUCUGUGUUUUAAUCGUGUAUUUGGAUUUCAGCUGAUAAUGUGCAUUUACACAUGUGUAGUGGUCAUCUGGUCAUUUAGAAAAUCAGAUCAUCUAAUAUUUUAACCCCUGAGGAAAACAUACAUUAACUGUUAAGGAAAUUUGGCCUAUUUCUUGUAUACAAUUCACAAAUUCACUGUUUAGAUUAAAGGAGACUAGCUGUUAUAAAAGAGGUUCUGUAAAUUCACAAUCUUGUGGCAUAUGGACUUUGUCAACUGAAAUCCUAUCUUUCAUAUUGUGUACCAUUGUAACAAGGAUUGUAUUGAUAUACUUCAGGACUGCGUUCAAGAUCGUAGCAGCUAACCCAGCAGCUGGGCUAAAUAUCUGGGUCUUUUGAAUUCACUGUAUGAAUUAACACACGUUAUCCCUAUGUUGGGCUAGCCUAGAUCAUAGCACUAUCUAAGCCACUACAAAGCUGCUACGAUCUUAAACGCAGCCCGGGCCUAUUUGGGUAAACAUGCAGUGCCCUGAUCACUUGCACACUUAUAUAUAUGACUUGGAAUGGUAAAUCAUGGCACAUCUUUUCAGAAUUGUUGCAGGAUUUCUAUAGGUGGAAGUUUGGUGUUUUUGAUGGUCUUUAAGAGACUAAUUUUGAGGGAGCGAAUCAUUCCUGGGAUUAAUCAUACAUCCAACACCCUUUUAUGUGUUACUCUAGACUUUAUUAUUGAGUUUAUUUAUUGCAAGCAAUUAUAGGAUGUCCAGAGCAGAAUAGGUUAUCAGACUGUGUUGGGAUCUCCGGGGUAAUUUGAAGAAAAGAACUUAUUGAUCCGAUUUAUUAUCAAUUUGACAGAUGAUGGGAUUUGAGUGAGCAUUUUCCCUGUUUUGAGAUGUUCCCAUUACACUGAUGGGGAUUUUGAGAACCUAGCACAGACUGAAACCAUUCUAAUUGAAUGUGAUAAGAUGGUGCUUCGUAGCAAGCUUGCUGUGGGAGGUUUUUACUCAUCCAUUGUAAAAAUUGUUUUUCCUCUCAAUAAAUUUCUUCAUAAAA